This is a messenger RNA of Gordionus sp. m RMFG-2023, 1007 nucleotides long. RefSeq names its product protein YIPF6-like. The record is from RefSeq and is a predicted model, not a curated record. Gene Ontology annotation, cellular component: membrane; trans-Golgi network. The transcript has 7 exons. Bases 30 to 752 code for a protein of 240 amino acids. NCBI's taxonomy places the organism in Eukaryota, Metazoa, Nematomorpha, Gordioida, Chordodea, Parachordodidae. Gene Ontology annotation, biological process: endoplasmic reticulum to Golgi vesicle-mediated transport.
AUAAUCAGCAUAUAUUCAUUUUUUAACACAUGGAUGAAACAAACUUCGAAUCAGAUAUUUCAACGAAUAUUGAUCUGUCAGGAGAUAUUCAAAACUCUACUGAUGUUAUCAAACCAAAAUUUGACACAUUAAAUGAACCAGUUUCAACUACGAUUAUGCGAGAUUUAAAAGCUAUUGGAGUAAAAUUUUAUCACGUUUUUAUUCCUAAAAAAAGUCAAGCUUUGCUCAAAGAUUGGGAUUUAUGGGGACCAUUGAUGCUAUGCAUAUAUCUAUCAUUGAUUCUACAAAAUGAUAAAAAAUAUACAAAUGAUUAUAUGGAAGAAAUUACUAAAAAUGAUACAGGUAAAAAUAAUGUCAAAGUAACACAACUCUCAGGAAGGGGUCCUCAAUUUGUUGAAGUGUUUGUUUUAACUUGGUUUGGUUCUCUACUUAUUACAAUAAAUUCAAAGCUACUAGGAGGAACUUUAUCAUUUUUUCAAUCGCUUUGCAUUCUGGGCUAUUGCUUGUUACCCUUAGCCGUGUCGUUAACCAUAUUAGAAUUUUUCCUCAUACUUUUCCCUUUGGCCUUCAAAAGGAAUUUGAUGUUUUUCUUGAUUCGUUUGGUGAUCGUCACCUUGGGAUUCGGGUGGUCCUGUUUCGCAUCAGUGGCUUUUUUAGCUGACAGUCAACCUCCGAAAAAGCGGGCCUUGUGUUUAUAUCCAAUUUUCCUGUUUUACUUUCUCAUUGGUUGGAUGAUUUUAUCACAUUCCUAAUUGUCAAGUCAAAAAUUUAUGAUAAUUCUUUUUGUAUCUAAAACGUGAUAUCGACGAUUAUACACAAUUAACCAAAGUUGAAUUUGGGGAUAUGAUUUUUAAUAGGGAAUGGAAGUUUUUCUUAAAAUGUUCUCAUUUGGUAUUAGCAAUUUAUUUAUUUUAUUGAUUAUGAAUUAACUGAUUAUUGUAUUAUAGUUAAUUUUGCGUUAUUUAUAUAAUACUUAUUUAAAAUUUUAAUAAAUUAUUGGGGCUCAU